Closterium sp. NIES-65 is the source of this 636-nucleotide messenger RNA. The record is from the annotation of a GenBank genome assembly. Lineage: Eukaryota; Viridiplantae; Streptophyta; Zygnematophyceae; Desmidiales; Closteriaceae.
AUGCAUGGCACCGCACAACGCGGCUCCCCACCCCUAGACCUUCUUCUUUCACGGACGGCUGUGCCCCUUUCAUCCCGUCACCUCAACUCUUUGCUCUCACCUCACCUAUUCCUCCCCCCCAACAGCACGGCCCUCUGCUGCUCUGGCGGGGCGCCCUGCACCACCUUCCUCGCACACCACGGCAUCCACGUGGACCAAUCAGAGCUCGCCACGUGUCCCCUGCGCCUGUCUGCCCCUCGGGCGACCGCGUGUCCAUUGUUCUCCCAACAACCAGGUGCCCCCUCCUCCCUCUCCCUUUACACUCCCAAUCGCUCGCCCCAGUCUCUCUCGCUCUUCUCUUCGUCGCCUCCACUCUAUUCCUCCUCAUCUCCUGACGAGCAUCGCUUCCAAGUCAAGCUAGCAGUCGCACGCUUACCUGCCUGCCAGGUGUCUCACUGCCAUUCGUGCAAGCCCCUUCCCCCGCCGCCUCUCCCACGACCUGCGCUGCACCCUGCUCGCCGCGCGCCUGUGGCGGCUGCAGCACAAGGGGAGGAGAAGGCAGACGGGAGUGUGGAGAGAAGUGGUGGGCUGGUGGCGGCAGCGGGUGGAGCUUGUGAAGCUGUUGUGCGCUGGUGGGCGCAGCUGGGGCGCUGCUAA